GGGCCGGGAAAGCACAGCACCGUCGCCCCCGCUGUUGCACUUUGGUACAGCCCGCCCGGGUAAAGCAGGCGGGCGGUGCUGGCGACCAAGGAGGCGGUAUGGGGCUGCGCGCGGGUGGAGAGCUCCGGCGGGUGGGCAGCGGGUCGGGGGCGCCCGAGGGACAGGAACUCGGCGGCGCUCAGGGAGGCAGCAUCCAUUCGGGCUGCAUCUCCGCGGUGCACAACGUGCCAAUCAGCGUGCUCAUCCGGCCGCUGCCAUCUGUGCUGGACCCGGCCAAGGUGCAGAGCCUCGUGGACACGAUCCUGGAGGACCCUGACAGAGUGCCCCCCAUCGAUGUCCUCUGGAUCAAAGGGGCCCAGGGUGGUGACUACUACUACUCAUUCGGGGGCUGCCACCGCUAUGCCGCCUACCAGCAGCUCCAGAGAGAGACCAUUCCUGCCAAGCUUGUGCAGUCCACCCUUUCAGACCUGAGAGUGUACCUGGGCGCAUCCACGCCAGACUUGCAGUAGAAACCUCCGGAUCACCCCACCCCCUGCACACCAGCACUACCUUCCAGAGUCCAGAAGACACACGAGGCCCCCAGUGGCCGGAACCUGUAGUGGGGAUAUGUUCUCUUUAUACCUAAGGAGAGAGGUCUGCCUCUUGGUGCCUCUGUACUAGCCCCCCCCCCCAGGCCUAGGAAUGAGGGGGCCCCAGCUCCCUGUCUGUGAAAAGAUGUCAUGGCCUUGAUCCUGAAGGCACACCAGGAGGAGGAAGUGAGAAAGAUGGGCAUGGAGACGAGGACCCCCUCCAUUUUCAUCUUUAUGAUAGCCUAUCACUACAUGAACUAGAUACUAGGAAAUAGAGGAAACCCUAGGGCACCAUGGAGGCUUGUUUCCCCCAUAGUCUGAGUCCUGGAACAGAUAACUCACACAGUAUUGUGCCAACUGCUCUGUGAAGGUGGGCCCUACUCUAGGUAACCUUUUGGCCUUGCCCUUAUUGCUCCUUACUUCAUGGCCACAAAAUCGCUAGGAAUCAUGUCUGUGCUCAAGGAAGAAGCCUACUGAACUAACUUCUAUCUGAAAGGAAAGCCUCAUUCAGAAUAUCUGCAUAGUCUCCUUGGUCAGAGCUAGCUAGCAGUGCCACCCACAGCUGCAAGGGGAACGCUGUCACAGCUGAGUGUGACCGCCUUGUUCAUCCCUUGGAACUGGCACUGUGCCUCCUGCAAUCAAAUUAGGAUCUCCUUAGCAGGAGGGGAAGAAGUGUGUAUCAGUUAGCCAUUGCUAUAUAACAAGCUAUUCCUAAACUUAACAGCUAAAAAAAAAAAAAAAGUAUUCAUUUACCCACGAUUCUGUGGGUGAGCACUUGGGCAGCUCUGCUCUGGCAUUGUGUGGUCCUGCUCAUUAGCCCACUGUCAGCUGUCACUUCAGCUGGGGCUGGCUGGGCUGGGAUCACCUUACUUAUUCUUGUGGCAUAUGUUGGAUGGAUUGGCUUGGUCAUCCUUGUUGCCUCUCUAACAGGUCAGCUCAGGCUUAUUCUCAAGGUGGCUUCAGAGUUCCAAGCAUAAGAGUAAUAGUGACAAGACAGAUCCUGGAGUGGUGGCUCGCUGCUAAGAGUAUCUACAUGGUAACUCACGACUGUAAUCCCAGUUCCAGAUAACCUGGCAUCUUCUGGCCUCUGUGGGCACCAGACACAUGGUGCACAGACAUAUGCACGCGUGCAAGCAAAGCAUCCACAUACACAGUUUUUGUUUUAAGGUGACAAGAUUUCUUCAGCCUGUGUGCUGGGACAAUGUCACUGCUGCUGAAUUCAUUCCUCAGAUUCAAGGGGUGCAGAUGAACCCCAGCUCUCAAUGGGAGGAACUGUAAAAAACACGGGGCUAUUGUUCAUUCAGCAUAGAUGAAUCUUGGUGGACAAGUGACAGUAUCUCUCGCUCGCAUACAUACGCACUCCUCACACAAAGGGCCAUGCCAAGUCUUAGCCUUUAAGUUACUGACCUUGGGACCUAGACGCAGUUGUGACAGGGUGUCUACAAGAGCUGGGUACCCCACCCUCAAGGAUGACUCACUAGGGUCACAAGGAUGGGGUGGACAAUGGGGCCUUCCAGAGGGGCUCCCGCAAACAGCAUCCUGGAGGCCGAGGCGAGGCAGUGGAAGCCACAGAGUGAGGUGGCACCCAGGAAGCUUUAUCACCUGUCAUUUUCUGUUUUCCCAAUAGUGAGGUCAACAGCUUUCUCACCCACUGAGAGUCCCAGCAAAUGAAACUGAAAGGGAUAAAAUGCAACAUGGUACUUGAGUUGACUCUUGGGACCAAAAAGGGAUGGGGGAGCAUUAACAGGUCAACUAGAAACUUAUUCGGUCUGGGUUUUAGUUAUCCUCCAGUUUGGGCAAUCAAACUGCUGGGGUGGGCUGGGUGAACUCUUUAGUCUCUGCAACUUUUCUGUAAAUCUAAAGUCAUUCCAAAAUAAAAGUUUAUUUGAUUAAAAAAAAAAA
Molecule: messenger RNA, 2471 nt
Organism: Phodopus roborovskii (desert hamster)
Lineage: Eukaryota; Metazoa; Chordata; Mammalia; Rodentia; Cricetidae
Gene: Srxn1
Product: sulfiredoxin 1
Exons: 2
Coding region: 99-509 (136 amino acids)
Biological process (GO): cellular response to oxidative stress
Cellular component (GO): cytoplasm
Molecular function (GO): sulfiredoxin activity
Source: RefSeq, a predicted model, not a curated record